Colletotrichum lupini is the source of this 6276-nucleotide messenger RNA. RefSeq names its product DEAD/DEAH box helicase. Gene Ontology annotation, molecular function: nucleic acid binding; ATP binding. Gene Ontology annotation, cellular component: nucleus. Bases 1 to 6276 code for a protein of 2091 amino acids. The record is from RefSeq and is a predicted model, not a curated record. Gene Ontology annotation, biological process: ribosome biogenesis. NCBI's taxonomy places the organism in Eukaryota, Fungi, Ascomycota, Sordariomycetes, Glomerellales, Glomerellaceae. The transcript is spliced from 20 exons.
AUGAUUUGUUGGCUCGGUUUCCUAACUGAAAGCGGAAGGCCGACGAUCUGGCAAUGCCUUCACCAAGCGAGACAGGUCCUUUUCCUAGUCGAAAUUGAUACUGCUGAGUCGGAAGAGAGCGAGGUGGAAGUCGCGCCCGUGCUUGAGGUCGGCUCCAAAAUCAACCAUGAAGUUGGAGAAAAAUGGGAUCGGAAAGCAUUGACGAAGAGAACGCCUAAUCCAGCGCGUGACCAAGGGAAUAACCUGGGGGAUAUGCCCAAUACAAGAGUUCUACCAGCAACGCUGGAGAGGACCCCCAUUUGUCUCUGUCUAAUUGAGAUACUGGAUGAAGAUGCCGAGUUGAGCGCCGAUCGCGAUGCCCAUGAGCAGAAUCUCUCGAAGACAUCAUCGCACCAAGCCAAGACUAUCUCAGCUCUCGGCAACCCAGCGCCUCAGUUUUGCGACCAACGGCAAAGUCUCAUCGACAAAAUGGCGGACGAUGGCAUGAUUCUCAAUUUUGACAUGGGCAGCGGCCCUGUCAAGCCCCAUGUUAAGAUUCAGGGUGGUCGCUGGCGCGACAGGAAUAAGGCCAACCGGAUUGCGAAUAAAGGCACUGAAAAAGAGGCUUCAUCAACAGCAAAAGACGAUGCCCCGCUACCGCAAAGAUACACGCCUGGAUCCAAGAAACCCCAGAGGUCAGACCGCCCUGGUGACGACGACGACUCUUUUGAGCGCCCGGCAAAGCGAGCGCGGCCAGAGCAUCCUCAUGCGACGGCUUACCGGACUGGAAAAAUGCCGCCCGGCAGCAUCGCGAACAAGCUGAGAGACGGCCAAAUCUCAUCGAAGCUUUUCUCUUACAACCCCACGCCAAAGACUGUCUUUGAUGAACCCGGUGCUGAGAAGGUUGAGGAGAAGGUCGCUGAGCCUUCAAACGCGCCGCUUUCCGAUGAAGCUGCCAGCUUCCACGCCCUCGGUAUCUCAAGACGACUGGCGUUGACGCUCUCCGGCAAGAUCCAGCUCAAGGCACCGACAGCUAUUCAAGCCAAGGUCCUUCCUCAACUCAUCAAGGAAGACAGCGAUGCCUUUGUGCAGGCGCAAACAGGUUCCGGAAAGACCUUGGCGUAUCUGCUGCCCAUCGUCCAGCGGAUUCUGUCGGUUGAGGGCCAGAUCAAGAGAGACUCGGGCUUGUUCGCCAUUGUCAUGGCGCCUACCCGUGAACUUUGCAGGCAGAUCGAGCUCGUGCUCGCAAAGGUGCUCCCGCCGUACCUGGUCAGCACAACGGUCAUUGGUGGUGAGAGCAAACACUCUGAGAAGAGCCGCCUGCGGAAAGGUGUCAACAUCCUCAUCGCAACCCCCGGUCGUUUGAGCGAUCACCUCGAGCACACCAAGACUCUCGACGUCGGCACCGUGAGGUGGCUGGUUCUCGAUGAAGGCGAUCGUUUGAUGGAGAUGGGUUUCGAGGCGGAACUGCGCACCAUUGUCGGCAGGAUCCGUGAAAAUCCCUUGGCAGACAAGACAGCUAACGGCGUGUCGCUCGCCAACCUUCCACAGCGUCGCGUGACCGUUCUUUGCUCGGCCACUAUGAAGAUGAACGUUCAGAAGCUUGGCGAGAUCAGUCUGGAGGAUGCGGUUCACAUUACCACAUCAGGAGAAGAGCAUGUCGAGGGAGAAGAGAUCAAGUUCGAGGCUCCGGCGCAACUGAAGCAGAACUACUUGAUUGUGCCAGCCAAGUUGCGGCUCGUGACGCUCAUAGCACUUCUGAAGUCCACAUUUUCAAGGAAGGGGUCGGUGAUGAAAGCCAUCGUCUUCUUUUCCUGCGCCGACUCAGUCGACUAUCACUUCGAUCUCCUCCGUCAACCGCCGAAGAAGGAAGAGAGCUCAACUGAUAACGCAACGUCUGCAACCGCAAAUACCGUCGCGUCUUCGGCGUACAUCACAUCGGCGGCGAACACAAAUAUUGUCCUCCACAAACUGCACGGCUCCCUCCCUCAACCAGUCCGUACGGCUACGCUGGCGUCUUACAGCAAAUGCACAGACCCGACAGUCCUACUCACUACCGAUAUUGCCUCCCGUGGUCUCGAUGUGCCCUCCGUCGAGCUCGUAGUCGAAUACGACCCCGCCUUCAGCGCAGACGACCACGUCCAUCGUAUCGGUCGUACAGCGCGUGCCGGUAAGCCUGGUAAGGCGGUCCUCUUCCUCAUGCCUGGCUGUGAAGAAGGCUACAUCGACCUCCUCAAAUCCAAGAACGCUUCACCUCCCAAGCCUGAACUCUACGACACUAUCUUGCACAAGGGCUUCACGACAGGCAUGGAGUUCCCCGUUGAGACGGAUACCAAGCCCCAGCCCGCGACCGACAGGGGCUUCAGCAAUCGCGCCGAGAACUUGCAGCUUCACCUUGAGCAGCGGCUUCUCCUCGAAUCGGCAACGAAACUCCUGGACGAGGCUCGUAAGGCCUUCCGGUCGCACGUCAGGGCGUACGCGACCCACAUCAAGGACGAGCGCGUCUACUUUGACAUCAACGAGUUGCACCUGGGUCACUUGGCAAAGGCGUAUGGCCUGCGUGAGGCGCCAUCAGGCAUCGGACGUGGCGGCCACGACAGCAAGAAGGCGGUUAUGAAGCAGAAGAACGCCGGCAAGAGAAGAGGAGACAGCAGGCCCUCGGGUGGCAACGCGAUGGAGGAUAUCGAUACUGGUGCUGAGCCAAGCGAGAUGGAGAGGAAGAUGAAGAUGAAGAUGAGGGCUUCUCACCUGGAAGGCGCGACGAGCUUCAUCAACCACAGCGAGCUGAUUGGACUGCUCAUUACAGGCAGUCCCAUGACGCGACGACUCCCCUGGGACCGUAAUGCACUGGAACGGACGGCAACCCAGAAGAAACAGACUGCAACGACACCUCGCAGAACCGCGACACCGAAUCGGGCUGUGUCUCGAGCAACAACAGCUGCUGCAUCGCCACUGGAUCACUCGAAUCAUAAACCGGCCCGCUCGAAUGGUUUCCUUGAAGGCAGAAGCCCUUCGACUUCACCACCGCCGGAACCUCUCACAGAAACCGCUCAAAAAAUGCACAGGUUCAUGAUAGACGGUCUCGAAAACGACGACAAAUAUCGUAUGGUCGAGGACGAGCUCGUCACAAUCGCAGGCCACUUCACAGCACACCUCCACGCAGCAGAAUACCAGCGCCUCAAAGUCCAAACACGCACCCAAAACGCAGAAACCAUCAAGACCAUUUCCCGCCCCGUAGUCGGGUCCCUCACCGAGCUCGCGCGCAAACGUCAGGAGGAGCUGCUCCGUAAGAAGAAGCAGCGCGAGGCGCUGCGCCGCGCAAAGAGGGACGCCGGCCGCGACGACGAGGACACUGGGGAUGAGACGAGCGUGCCGUGGCGGGGUACGUCGCUGCAGGGGCUCAUGCACAGUCCCAAAAAGAAGGAGGUGCCGCUGAUGGCGCUGACGAGGCCGGAUUCAGGGGUUAGGACAUCGGCUUCGGGGCUGUUUGGGGGCGUGGUGAGGUCUUCUCAGAGUAAAAGGCCGGCGGCGCCGGCGAAGAGGAGUACGCCGGUGGAUGAGGCGACGACGGAAGAUGAGAGUGAUGACCUCGGGGGACCUGUCAAAGCUCCGCUCAGGAGGGACAUCGAACGCAAAAGACCAGCUUAUCCAUCAGAAACUAUUGCAGAGGCCCGAAGCCGACCAAGCAAUCAGCAACGAACGACGCAUUCAAGCAGCGCGCGACUACCCGAGGCGAGAGCGUCCUCAAAUGGCCGAGGGCCCUUGGGAACAGUGGCUCCGAAACCGGUGUCAUCCGUAAGAGUGGCUACAAACACACCGCCUACGAACGAUGAAAACGAAGACGAUGACGACGAUGAUCUAUUUACUAUAUUCAAGAACCGGAGAGCCAACUCGAGGCCUCAACGGCGAGCUCCCGUCAAGAAGGAAAAGCCAGACUCAAAGGAAACCGGAGAUAUCAUUCCCUCUCUUUGUAUAAUCUUUGAGAACCGUCUCUCCAAACUCAUGUACUUGGCACCGCAUCUCGGCACAGUUGGAAUAACCAAGUGGAAGAGUAUGUAUACGAGUCCCAGGUUACCGUGGGAUCAUUAUGUGUUUCCCGCCUACCCUACCAACCCUAUCAACCGUGUAGCACCUUUCUCCGACGCACCUAUUGACAGAUACAUGCCUACCAUCCACAUCCACUUCAUCAACAAACUUCUGGCCCUCCAAAACCAGACCUCGCACCCCCAGCAUCCUCCUGAGAUACGACAGGAAACGUCCCAACCCCCGAGUAUGGCUUCGACGAUGGAAGAGGAGAUUUACCUCGCCAUGCAACAUGUCUUCUCCAAAAAGCACGCCGAGAUCCGUCACCCAAAACCCAUCCAACGCAGAAUUCACGCUUGCUUGGGCCCAGCGAUCAAAGCCCUUGACUUGAAAUAUACUCGGCCAGUCGUCGUCAGUACGUGCCAGAAACUCCUGGAGGAGAAGAUCUUCGAAACCAAAUGGAAGGCCGAGCAGCGGUUUCCUCAGUUAUUCCAACAACUCCCGGCUUCAGCACAAGUAGUAGCUACACCAGCGAAUGCGCCAGAGACGCCGGAAGCUACGAGACAGGAGAUAGAUUGGAAGGAGGAGAUCGUGGCGCUCAUUUCUGAGAGAAAGGCGGAAAGGACGCCUCGGCUGCAAGCCGCUAUUGUAGGUCCAGGACGAGAUGCUGAAGUAAGUAUGGCAGUUCCGGGGUCUUACACUAGUCAGGCUACAGCGGACGUGGGCGACGCGGCAAGCACCACGACCAGCAGCGACACCGCCAUCGCCGAGUCAACGGCAACAGAAAUAGCGCGACAACCACCUAUAGAGACCACAGCUUUCCCCGUGCUUUCCGCCGCCUUCCUAUCGUACGAAGCCCAACAUGCCCUCCUCACAAGGAUCCAAAGCCUUCUAGAGAAGGCCUGCUUCGACUACGCGAAGCAGGCGCACCCCCAGAUCCUGGAAGCAGGACAAUGGGAGUCGCCCAAGUGCGUCGAACUUCAGAAGUGGGUGUGGAUCUUCAAGAACGAGGUGUUUGAUACAUUCCAGGCUGAAACGGUACCCCCGCCGCAUACAGACUGGCACGCCUUCUUCGAAUCGAUCAAGCAGAUUCGGCACAAGGCCGUGCAUCGCGAGGUUCUUUGCGUCGCGGAUGUGAAGGCGUACCUCGCUGACGCAGAGAGCCUUGCAAAGCUGCUACGACAGGAUGAGUGUUUGGCUAAGCUGGGGUUCUUGAGGGAGGAGACGGAGAUGGUGCUGGCGGUUUCGGAGCGAAAGAAGGACGGGCUGGCGGUCAAGUAUCAGGCCAAGUUUGAUGAGAUUGGGGUGCGGAGGAAGGAGCUGGAUGAGCUCGAGAAGCGGACGAGGGAGGAGAUGGUGCGGGAGCAUAGGAGGAUGCAGAGUGAUCUCGGGUUUGGGUUAAAGCUUGCGGUCUCGGAGAUGAAGGAGACGGAGGUCCCGGGGAAGGGAGGUGAAGUGGGAGGGGAUGAAGAAGAAGGCGCGGGCUCUCGGGGACUUGCCGCUGGCCUCUGGAAACUGAUUUCUGACUGGUUGACGGUUCAGAUCACGGUCAUUUUGCCCCCGAUCGACUAUUCCAGCAAUCCCAGUCCCGACCUCCCUCGACCGACCUCCGACAUGCCGCCCAAAACGCCCAAGCCCAAUCGCCCCACUGGCGUCAGUAGCGGUGCCCUCGAUCUCGACGAGGUCGUCCUCGACGAGAAGCCCACACCUCCGCAGCUCGCGCGCUCGUCCAAGAACAAGACUGGCAAAGCUAGAAGCGCCAAGGUCAAGUCCCACAAGCACUAUGGCUUCCCGGAGUCCGACUUCGUACCACACCCUUCCUGGACGGUCUCCGAUGGCAGGUCCGCGGUCAAGGGCGCCAACUUCAACUUCAACUGCGACGAUGUCACGCAAGUUCUCCAGUGGCCCGAGGGAAGCCACAACCUGCGUCGCCACGGCGAAAUGCGUUCAGACAUGAUGGGGCUUGAAGACCCCGCAACGAUGCCAGCCGUCAAUUUCUUGCUCCAAGAGAGAGCAUUGGUUUGUCUCAAGCUGACUCCCGCCAUCUGGGGCUUAUUCACUGCUGCAUACCAUCCCAACGACUUGGAGCCUCUCUGCGAGCCCUGCCACACUGGACGAUGCUGUUUUACUGGUCAUCCCAACAAACCUGAGCGGGUGGAUUCACCAAAUUCCCAAAUCUUCACCUUCAGUGGCCUCCAGAAGACAUACUACGCAUAUCACCGAGACAUCGAGGAGCAGGCAUCAAAGUGGAAAAUCACCGACAUUCUUCAUUAA